AUGUAUUUUUCAUUAUAAGAAAAAAUCAAAGAUAAAAAAUAUUUAAUUUGUGCUUCAGAUUCUUAGGGUGACUCGAAGGACCUAUAUUAAUUGUCGUCAAGAUCGUUAAGCAGAGAAAACCUGGAGGAGCUAGCCGAAAUAGUUUCCCUAUGCUCCAUUUAUACUUAGAUAGCAUCAGGAAGUCAGAGGACAAUAAGGGAAGGGAGUUAAAGAAUACGAACUCAAACUAGAGGCUUGAUGUAGGAAGAGGCCGAGAGAGUCGGUAUGAUCGAUGCCCAUGUAUAGCUGGGGAUGGUAUUUACUACCUUUGGUAAUUAAAAUGA
Paramecium primaurelia is the source of this 323-nucleotide messenger RNA. The record is from the annotation of a GenBank genome assembly. Lineage: Eukaryota; Ciliophora; Oligohymenophorea; Peniculida; Parameciidae.